AAAGAAACUCAUCAAAGUGUGAUCUUUGUUGUGUUGUGUAAAAUCCAAAGUUUUCCCAAUUUCCUACAUGGUAUUUUAUGUGCUGCUUUUCCAAGAUUAGCUAGUUUAAGGAAUGAAGGAAACUCUCCUUACGGCUGAAUGGAUAAUCGAAAGUACUUCAAUCAGGAAGGCAAGGAGGCGAAAAACUUUUACCACCUGUCGGAUGGUGGUGAAUCUCUGAGAAGUCCCCCAAAGAGACCUCCGAUUGGCGUAAGACCACGCUGUUUACAGUCACAUGUGUCGCAACGCCAAAAAUCAUUAACCAAAUCGGGACCCCGUGUGCGAAGUGCCUCAACAGGACGUGAUAAAAAGUCUGAACUACAGGCACGGUACUGGGCUUUUUUGUUCGGCAACUUAGAGCGAUCGGUUAAUGAAAUUUAUCUAACGGUCGAAUGCUACGAGAAUUUAUCAUCAUGUAAGGAAGCAAUUUUGGUGCUGGAAAAUUACAUUAGAGAUUUCAAAGCUCUUGCCGAAUGGUUUAAAGUGUCCUGGGAUUAUGAGGCUACUCCGUUACCGCAACGCCCCCAUUCGUUGGCUUGGGAAGUGCGCAAAAGUAAUCCCGUUCCGAGAGUCCGCAAGCAACUCUCGAGUCCAGGAAUGUCAGGCAAAUCUAGUCCAAGCUUUUCUGGCAAAAACAGUCCCUGUCCUGUGGCGGAAGAAUCGGGACGGAUAAGUUCCCCGAAGAAACCUCAUUCAUCUACAGAGAGUCUCAGUAAAAAAGGAAGCACAACAAAACUAUCCCGCCACGAAACGAAGGAAACUUCGGGACCGUCUGAAGAAACAGUCACUACAGUUUACGACAACGGAGGUAUCGAAACGUACGUGCUCAAGCUCGAUCAGUACACCCAAACCAAUUUGGAAGAUGAAAACCUUACACUGGCAGAGUAUUUGGAGAAAUAUGACAAACAACAUUGCAAUGGAACGGCUGUGGGUGAGGCCGAAGAGGGGAAAAAUCCACCAAUAGAGGGUAAUGUGACCAACGAUGUCGUUGUGGACGAAAAAAAGCAGAGUCUCACUGGCGAUCCAAAAAGCGAGCAGGUUGGAUCCAGAGGCUCGUCAAAGAAUGUUUCCGUAGUAAACAUGUCUGCAGCACUGAAACCAACUUCACAGCGUGUGGGAUCGCACGCGAAAACGUUCACGGUACCGAAAACAGUUGCAGCUCGCGGGAACGUCGUUCGUCCACCGGUCCAAACGGGAUUGGUUCGCAAAUCGGCCACGGUUACCAGUAUGUCCCAAUCAAGCGCUAAAAUAGCUGCAAAUUUGCCAGUCAAAAGUGCCACAGUGUCCAGCAUAUUGUCGAACAAUUCCUUGGCAAGGAAUAAAAACGGUAUCAAACAACCCUAUGCUUUGAAGCCUUGCUCAGUGUCGAGAACGCAGCCGGGAAGUAAUGCGUCGGCAGGGAUUGCAUCAAAACUAGCAGUUCGCUCAAAAACGAUGAUAGAAGUUACGUGUAACGGCCGAAUGAAUCGCGCUUUUGCUUUUACAAACAAGGCACGGGACGAUUUAAAGGGACGCUCAGCGACGAAACUUUCGUUCGAAGCGAACCGAUCGAAAGAAGACGUUUAUAGUUCUAGCUCAACGUUAAAAGCUUCCACUGAUCGGUUAGGUUCACGGAAUUCGAUUGCUAGUGGCCAUACAGUGAAGCCAGCAUUACCGGCCCCAGCGAAAGGUAGUGAUCGUCGCUCGGAACCAAAAUCUUUACCAUCGAACGAUACGACCAAUAACGAUGGUUGGUAUACGGUUAAAACGAAACGUCGAUCUAGUUUGCUUUGGGCGACUCGAUUCAAUCAGCCCACCGGUUAUGCAAGCUUACCUACGCUGGCACUGUUGGAUGAAAACGCCAAUAAUGACAUCACAGAGGUGGAAAAACCCGAUUCACAGACCCCAAAACAAAACGCGAAAAUAAACGAACUGGGCAAUGAAAUCAAUCAUACGCAACGGUCAUCAAAGCGUGCGAUGGAAAAGUCAUCCAAACCUGCCUUACCAACUAGGGGCGGCACUGUAUCGUCGAGGUGCAAUGGACCGUCGGCACUUUCGACUUAUACGUCUUCGAAAAUUGUGAAACCACCUGCCACGACUCAGCAUCAAAAACCAAACUCUCCCCAAACGACAAGCGCGGGAACCAAAACACAACAGCUAAUGGUGUCUACGAGUCGUGUAUCUGUUUCGAGGCAAAAAUCCGAUUUAACUGGGUUAAAGUUGAAAACAUUACACAAAGAGUUUUUACGUAGUGAAAAAUUAAAAUCCAAAAACUCCGAUCUACAAGAGCCUGUGCCGAAUGAUGAUGUCCAGCCGGUGAAUGAUAACGUUCGUUUCAGUGCGCAAUGUUUAGAUUCAGCUAUUUCGGAUGGAGAUAGUCUUGGCCAUCUAAACAUGGUUGAUAUGAAUAUUCAGACGAACAUAAAUACUACAGCUAUCGACAGCUUGUAUGCGAGUUGUUUCGGCGAAUCUGCCGAGUUGAUGUAUGGCGCGAAGAAAGCUGUCCCUCAUUAUGUCGAUAUUACCAAUAGUCAGUGUACCAGUGAUGAUCAAGAAGAACAGGAACGUGAUGAUAUGGAAAGUGAUGAAGACCAGCGGAAGCUGUUAGAGGAGCAGGAAAGCUUAGAAGCUCAAAUACGGGAACUGGAAAAUACAGAAAUUGACUUCGACACUGAAACCGAUGAGACCGAUUGUGAGGCGAUUAUAGACUUCGAGGACACAGAUACUACCGUUGAAAGUGGUACGGAGCGUUCAAAUGAUUGUACGGCUAUGGGUGGCGAGAACGAUGAAGAAAUCACACUGGAAGCGCGCUACGAACACGUGCUAGCGGGCAUGAAUUGGAUUGACCGAGCCCGAACGCUCGACACACUCAAGGCUAUCGUCGCACGCCAUCCUGGUCGUGCUCAGCAGUUGCACGCCAAGCUGUCAAGCCCCUCCCGGAGGCGCUCAUUGCACGAAACGUUGAAAAAGUAUCAAGCCAAACAAGCGCGAGCGUUGGAAAAGCGGCAAGCUUUGCAGAAAGAAAAGGCACUAAAAAUUCAGCAUUUACUAGCACGCGUGGAAGAUGUGAAAGCUGCCAAACAUUGUUUGAUAGAAAAGAAACGGCUUCGGAUGGAGGAAAGACUGCAAAGGGCGGCUGAAAAUCGGACGCAGUAUCUAAAGGAUAAAAUUAAAAAGGCACACGACGAGGAGGAAAAGCUGAGGGAGAUUGCGUUUAUUAAAAACCUAGAGGCGCAAAACAAGCGACUCGAUUUCCUGGAAUCCUGCAAGGAGCAAGAAGUGCGGUUGCAGGACCUAGAAACGGAGCGACAGAAACGGGCGGAGGAAAAAGCAGCGAAAGAAGCGGCAGUCGAGCGACGUCGGCAGGAGAUCGAACAGGAGCGUCAAAAGAAGCUGCAGCAGAUGAGUGAAAAUCGUCGUGAGCGUGAGAAGCGGGUAGGAAAAAUGCAGGAACAGAAAGAACGGCAGCGCCAAGCAUUGGCACGUGAGAAGGCACGUGACCGGGAGGAGCGUUUGCUGGCACUGCAACAACAGAAGCUGGCAACGGCAGAAGAAUUGCAAAGAAAGAUCAUUCAGAAGCAACAGGAGUCGGCCCGCCGACAUGAAGAAAACAUUGAACAAAUUCGUCAACGAGCAGUUGAGCUAGCGACCAUCCCUAGUCGCAGCGCGGACGAACUGAGAAAUGAUGAGCAGGACGAAGAAAAUUCCAGUAUAAGCGAAAAAGAUAGUGUGCACGACAGUGGAUCGAACUUAUUGCCCAAAAUUAACAAGAAACGAGUGAAAAAGUUGCGUCAAAAGUUGGCAACGAUGGCAGAAGAAUAUCUUAACGAACUUAAUCCUUUGGCUCCGUCGAUACGCAAACAGAGCCAGGUGCCUCGUUUGUUAAGCACUAUCGCAAAAGGCGGUAGCGGUGUGCUGGGUGUAGAACGGCCGAUCGGUCAACUUUUACGGUUGAUAGCUAAAGCAGAGGUGUCCGAUUUUCAGUCAUUGUGGCUGUUGGAUGGUUUAAGUACGAUUGCAACCGUAAUAGAAAAUGGGCUAACUCCUGGUACGGAUGUGUCAAAAAAGGCUGUAGUUCUUUCGGUGCAAUUGUAUCGAAAUGCAUGCACACUGUGUCCCCAAAUUUCUCGUCACGCUGUAUUGGGAGGUUCUGUAUUGGUGCUACUAAAUGCUUUGCUAAUUUCACUUAAGACGCCAGAAGAAAAGAAUUGCCUUUUUCCGGUGGAGCUGUCUACAGAGCUUAUACUGGCUUGUACCGUCGCUCUUUUACCUACAAGUCCUUCGACGAAGCAAGUGACCCAUCCGAAGGUUGCGGAACGGCUGCCAGAUCUUUUGAGCUAUAUCGUAAGCAUUGGAUUAGUGGAGAGUUUGGUGCGACGAAUCGACAAGGUACAUGAGUCUAUUGAAAAUCAAACUAGUCUUGUGCUUUCGCUGCUGGCCUCUUUGGGACUGCUGACAAAGUUGGUUGAAAUAUGUCCAAAAGGUCCUGACAUUACCAAACUUAUGCUGACGGCCCAGACAACAGAAAUGUUUGGAACAAUUUCUCUACUCUAUGCUGCGGUUGUACCCAUUGGUGAAAGCAUUCCUCCCAGAACGACUUCCUUGGCGGCGGCUACUUUUAAUCUUCUGGUGACCUUUGCCAACCUGAACGUGGAAGCGUUUCAGGCAGUAUUAAUAGAGCAAAAUCUCUCACUAAAGUUCCUCGAUGUCAUCAGUAUACUAUUGCAGUACUGUGUCCCAAAAGCGGACGUAAAAAGUGAAACACAGACUGUGAUAAUCGACUUAAUAGCAACACUAGGUUUCUUCUGUGCCAACAAUAAAAUCAAUCAGGAUUUAUUAACAUCCGAUCAGUACAUGUGUGUAAUUAAGAAUUUCGCCAAGCUACCCAAGCAAUUUGACGUGAUAACAUAUCCGACAUUGGUCACAAUAAUCCAUGACAACCCCAGUGCCAGAGUCGUUGUCGGCCGAGAUUUCAACGUUGAGCUGCUGGAGGAGUUUAGACGAUCAGAUAUGGCAAAGAAGAAUCGCAUUGUAUCUCUUCUGGUAUAGGGGGAGCUUCAAAACAGAUCUGCAAGAGUAUGCAAGAGCACCGAAAGUGAAGGAGAAGGAAUUUU
This is a messenger RNA of Anopheles maculipalpis, 5132 nucleotides long. It is a transcript of the gene ssp3, whose product is annotated as S phase cyclin A-associated protein in the endoplasmic reticulum. Bases 139 to 5067 code for a protein of 1642 amino acids. The record is from RefSeq and is a predicted model, not a curated record. The transcript has 14 exons. Lineage: Eukaryota; Metazoa; Arthropoda; Insecta; Diptera; Culicidae.